Closterium sp. Naga37s-1 is the source of this 2664-nucleotide messenger RNA. The record is from the annotation of a GenBank genome assembly. NCBI's taxonomy places the organism in Eukaryota, Viridiplantae, Streptophyta, Zygnematophyceae, Desmidiales, Closteriaceae.
AUGGAAUUUUCGCCGGAGGCAUUUUCCCGCGAAGGGUUUCAACAGACGCAGCAGAAACCGCAUGCGAUGCAGCAGCAACAGCAACAGCAGCAGCAGCAGCACGGACGAUUACCGGUGCGCUCGGCCUCACAAGACGGCGACGGCAGCAGUCGGCCGUUAGUCGCCGGCAGCAGGUCCCCCCAAGGAGCUGUCGCGGCCGGCCCACGCCCCGUUGCUGUGCGUGUGCCCGCAAUGCGCGGGGGAGCGGGCGGGGGAAGGGGGAGCUCCGCCGCCGCUUCCGCGAUUUCCUAUGGCGGCGCUAAAGUCGCGGAAGAGGAGGAGGAGGAGGAUGGCGAGGGCGAAUACGAGGAGGAGGAGAGUCCGCAGCGGGUGGGGCGGCAGGAUUCCGUGCGGAGCUCCAUCUCCGACACUAGCGCCGACCGCGGGACUUUGAUGGGCGGAAGGGGCGGGCUACGACCGCAGCGGAUGAAAAACGGGCCGGACGGGGGGAGUGCGUCCUUGCGCAUGCCCCCGCGCCCUCCCGGCGCGAACCCCGCGCCCUAUGGGGGGGCGAACCCGUCCGUCGACAGCCCGACGGCGCGCCAGCAGCACCGGCGAGGCGCGUCGUUCGACUCGCGCGUGGUUACGGAGUCGUUGAGUGGUCCGCCCUCAUUUCCCUCCCCCUCCUCGUCCUCAGGCGCAGUUACGUCAGGGGGUUCCGCUUCCGCGCAUGUGCUUUCGCAGUCGCGCUCGGCGAAUCUGUCCUGCGCGCCGUUCCCAGGUGGUGCGCCGACCAGGGAUCCGCGCGCCUCUGCGGGAAGCAGCGGCCUUGCGGGCAAUGCGGGGCGCGGCGGCAGUAGCGAUGGUAGCGGCGCCGUUAGCAGCGGUGCUAAUAGUGCUGGAAGCGGUGCUGCUUUUAACGCGAAUACCGGAGGCGGUGGCGGCAUGAGGGGUCCGACCGGGUCGCAAGCAGGGUCGCAGGCAGGGUCGCAGGCUAGGUCGCAUGGGUCGCAGGCAGGGUCGCAAGCUGGGUCGCGGCCGUGGCACCGGCGGUCGCUGUCGACGCCCGUGGAAGAGUUCGCGCCGCAACUCUCCUCGCCCAUCACCAGGCCGAUGCCGCCUGGAGCAGGGGGGGCAGGGAGGGCAGGCGUGGGCGUGGGGGCAGGGGGGUUGGGGGGGUUAGGGGGGGUCGGGCGAGUAGGGGGAGGGCCAGGAGCAGCGAUAUCCGGCCGCUCUCCGCCCCAGGCUCCAAGUUCCGGUAUGGGCGUGAGCAUGGGCAUGGGCAGCGGCAGAUUAGAUGCGCGGGUAGCAGCAGGAGCAAGGGGGGAAACUCGCGGCGUUAGCAACGCCAGCUUCAGCGGCAGUGACGAGGAAGAGGAAGAGGACGAUGAUAGCAAUGAUAGCAAUGAGCCGGUGGCAGCUCCAGCGAGGGUUGCGGGAAGGACCUCAGGCGCGAGCGGGACUGGUCGAGGUGCUGCCGCCGCCCCUGCUGCCUCCGCCGCUGCCCCAGCAGCGCGCGGAAGAGGGCGGGGCAGAGGCGUGGAUGGGAGAGGAGAGAUGGCGUUCCGGGGCGGGCGCGCGGGAAUGGGCGGAAUGGGGGGAAUGGGGGGACGGGGGCGGGGACGCGCGCACCACCGCACGUUUUCGGAGUCUCAGAUGGGUUUCCUGCACACCACUGAUUUCAGCUCCAUGCAGGAUGACGCGGAAGGGGGGCACGCGGAGUGGGGUUCCGCCGCUGGCGCGCAUGGGGGAAUGCCAGGGGGAAUAGGCGGAGGCAGGGGCGCGGCAGGGGGGAGAGUGCUCGGGGGAGCAGCGGGGAAAUCGCGGUUCCUGAGCGUACAGGAGACGAGACGGGGGGAAAGUGCUCUUAGCAGGUUGGGAGGGGGUAUUGGACGGAGUGUGAGGGAGAUGCGUGAUUAUAACGAAGGUGGGAGCGGAACUGCAGCAGCAGGUAUGGGUGGGGCGCCGAACCUGGGUGGUAGGGGCGGGAGAGGCCCGGGAGUGAUUCGUGGCAUGGCCAGUGGUAUGCCACGGGGUGGCAUGGGCGGCAGAGGGGGCAUGGGCGGGCGGCACAGGCGCACGAGCUCGGAGUCACAGGCAGCAUCGGCGUUCUACAGCGCGCCUGGAGAUGACUUCUUCUGGAGCGGAGGGGGCGACACUGGCGGCCCCCCUGUGAGGCAGGGCGGGCAGCGGGGACUGGGGCAAGGGCAGGGGUCUGGGCAGGGGUCUGGGCAGGGGCAGGGGCAGCAACGGCAGGAGAGUGUGGGGUCAGGACGGAGUAUGCAGAGAGGUGGGGCAGAGGCGGGGAGGGGAGGAGGCGACGUGGGGAGGGGGAGGAUGCAGGGUGCAGGUGGGCGUGGUGGUGGUGCUGGUGCCGGUGCCAGUGGGAGGGGUGUGGUUGGGUCAAGUGGGAGAGGGCAGGGAGGGGUGGGGAGAGGUGCAGGGAGUGUUGGCAGGGGGGGUGGCGGCUCUGUGAGAGCCCAGCAGCAGCAGCAGCGACAGCAGCAGGGGCAGCCGGAGCAAGAGCAGGGGCAGGAGCAGGGGCAGUGGGGGGAACAAGCGGAGGAGUGUGAGCCGCCAGAGCUGCAGAGGGAGUUGACGUUCCGAGUGAACCUGGAGGAGCCGGUGGUUGAGAGAGAACCCGCACUGGAGCGCGAACUCACCUUCCGCAUGGGGGCGACCUGA